UACCAAACAAAGAUGGCGACAGGAACCAGGAAGUGAUAAAAUUUUACUUUAAUUUUACUUCCUAAUCGUGAGAAACAACAUGGAUCAGGACUCAGACGAUGAGAAAUGCGACUCUAUAUACGCAAACGAAGAAACGGCAGAGCUGAUGAAUGUUUCCUUUCGCCUGGAAUCGAAUUCCCUGGAAGACUUGCUAAAAGAAGACCAAGAGAAAAUCAAGGAAAGGGAGGGGGAUAAACAGUGGUACCAUGGCCGAAUCACGAGAGACGUGGCUGAAGAUAUAUUGCGGAAAGGCUUGUUAAAGUAUGGAAAUCAUGAUGGAUUGUUCCUGGUUCGAGAGAGUUCGUUUUCAACCACUAGCUUUGUGUUGUCGCUGUACAGCAAAGGAGAAUUCUUCCACUUCCAAAUCACCAUGGUGAAACCCUGCCACUUUUCCAUUGAUGAAGGACCGGUUAUACAUGGCUUGGAUCGCCUGAUCAAAAACUAUCAGGAGAAGGCCCAGGGUCUCCCAACCAACCUGACCCUGUUCUGUAAAUGCAAGGCGCCCCCCGACGAGCAACGACAGAAGGGCGCCACCAAUCUCCUUCACAGAGCAGUGCUGGAAAAUAUCCCAAAAGUUUUAGAAGAUAUUCUGAAAAGCAAAAACUGUCCACCAAUAAAUGCCAAAACAGACUGGGGAUCCACUGCCCUUCAUGAUGCUUGUUACUAUGGAUUUGAGGACUGUGCUGAUAUUCUUGUUAGAAACGGGGCCAACGUGAACUGCCUGGACAAGGAUGGAAGCACACCUUUACAUAAAUGCUGUUCAGGAAACAAAGCCGGUAUCAUCUCCAUUCUGAUCAAUGAAGGGAAGGCCAACGUCAACGAACGCAAUCCAAAAAGUGGCUGGAGUCCCUUACAUAUGGCUGCAUUCAAGGGCCAUUUAGAGUGCAUUAAGAUUCUACUGGACUUUCACUCACCAUAUUUGCCUCGAGCCUAUGAUGGGACCACGACACCUCUUGAUCUAGCAGAAAAUUACUCUAGGCAAGAAUGCUUAAAAGAAAUAGAUAAUUUUGUGCCUUCAAAAAUCGUAACUCACAAAAAGGACUGGUUUCACCCAGAAAUUGACAGAGCAGGAGCCCAGAAGAUUCUUGAGCUGAAGGGGCUGAGGGAGGGGCUGUUCUUAGUCAGGUCCAGCAACAAGAACCCAGACUGGCAGGUGCUCACAAUCUGUCAUAACCAGCAGGUGUACAACUAUCAGAUCAAAACAAAGCAUUACAGAGAAAAGCUUAUCUACUACAUUGAUGACGGGCCAUACUAUAAACACAUCGAACAUGUCAUACAGUACUACAGUUACAGCGCCAACGGAUUGCCUUGUGCACUUAGGUUUUCUGUCAACCCAGCUCAAGAGCUCAUCCAGAUAACCUGCGAUGAUGAAUACUUCAACUUGGUCGACAGUUCUCAGCUUCCAGCUCCUAUCAAACUGCCAAGUCUUCCACCACGUCCGGACGACAUGUUGCUCAAGCAAUCCACAGCAGAUGGGGUAGAUUAUAGUUCAAGCCUGAAGCGUGUGUCCAACCUAUCCCCACCACAGUCGCCCAAACCGAAAACUGGACCCCCACCCCCGCCAAACCAUCCCCCACCAGCUGUUGCCAAGCAGAUGAGCACAUCCCACUAUCCACCCGAGAAACCGGUGAUGGAACUGCGACGGAUAGACAUAAAACUCCUGAAACUAGGCAAAGAAAUCGGUCAGGGUGAGUUUGGCUCUGUUGUGAAGGGUGUGUACUCAACAAAGGACGGCAAGAACAAGAAGAAGAUGGACGUUGCGGUAAAGCUUUUUCAUAAGACAGCAAUCAACAACCAGGAGGAUUUCCUCAAGGAGGCUAGAACCAUGCAGCAGCUAUCGCACGAGUGCAUCGUCAACUUCCUGGGAAUCUCGGAGUCAGAAAACCACGAACUGCUUCUGGUUGAAGAGUUCAUAGAGAAGGGAUCCAUGCUGGACUUUCUACUGGACCACCCAAAGCAGGUGAAGUGCCAGGACUUGUACCUGUGGGCGGCACAGAUAGCGUACGGUAUGAUGUAUCUGGAGGAGCAGAAGAUGGUUCACAGGGACCUGGCGGCCAGGAACAUACUGCUGCAGAGUAUCACUAAGGCAAAGAUCAGUGACUUUGGUUUGUCGCGUGCUGUGGGUCAGAACAGCGACUACUACAAGGCGACCACUGGGGGAAGAUGGCCCAUCAAGUGGUAUGCCCCGGAGUGUGUGAAUUACGGCCAUUUCUCCCACGCCAGUGAUGUGUGGAGCUUCGGAGUCACCCUGUGGGAGAUGUUCUCUUAUGGUCUACCACCGUACGACAACAUGAAAGGAAUUGAUGUGAUCAAAUUCAUAGAGGAAGGCAAGCGGUUGGAAAAGCCUUCCGCCUGCCCGGACAUGGUGUACGCUGAGAUGUUGAAGUGCUGGAGUAAGGAGGCUAAAGAUCGGCCCACAUUCAAAAAGCUCAACACGCACUUCGCUGAGGAAGAUGAAUACGCCUCCACACGCGAAGUCAUGAAACCCAUUAGAACAAAGGAGUAAAAGAGAUGAUUUUCUGACAGAUAUGUUUUAUCAGUCAGAAGUUAAAGGAACACAUUCUGUGUUGUUCUUGAAUAACUGGUCUUAAUGCAUGUGCUUAAAAGUUUUUAUCCCAGCUUUGCCUGCGUGGACUGCAGGGAAUAAUCUGGAACAACAAAAAAAUUAAAUGCAUUAAGCUGAGUUUUCGUAGAAUGAGGCUAGUUUGAUCAAAUGACUUACUUAAAGACGACAUGAUGCACUCACUGUGCUAAUAAAGACAAUUGCUUGUUUGCAUAAAACUACCUUGAACUUAUGUUUCACAUUAAAUUGAAAGACACACACAUUUAAUUGAAGGACACACACAUUAAAUUGAAGGACACACACAUUUAAUUGAAUGACACACAUUUAAAAGAUACGCAGCCAUAAAUAAUUAUUUCAUGUGAUGUAUCAAAAGUAGGUAUAUAAGCCUGAAAAUGUCUUGCCAAUACUAGAAGGCUGCAUGCCUCUUAUAAGAUAGUGUAGUUAUUGUUACAAAACAGUCCAAAAAAUAUAACCUUAUUUAAAAAAUGUUGCCAAAUGCUAAACAUAGCUUUUUCCUUGAUAGCUUUUUCCUUGGUACUUUGGUGUUCAUUUAUGAUACAAGCUUAUUUAGACAAUUUAUUGGUAAUUUUGAUUGGGAAUGUAUCUUUUUAGAUAACGAGGAAUAAGAUGAUUAAGUGGAAAAAUUGUUUUAAAAAAAUAGCAUAUUGAAUAGCUUAAUUGCCGUUUUUUCAGCCGGGCCUAAUAAAAAUGGACACCAACAAGUACAUUAAUCAAAGCUAAAUAAUUUGAUUGAAAUGACUUUGUGCUUUGAAUAUCAUUCGAACUACAGCACAUUUUGUUUACUCAAUAACUCUGAGGAUGUAGAAGUCAUUUUAAUCCAUAUUAGACACUAUACAUUUGUAUAGAAGAGUCAUUUUGAUCCAUAUUAAGGACUAUACAUUUGUAUAGAAAAGUCAUUUUGAUCUAUAUUAAACACUAUACAUUUGUAUAGAAGUCAUUUUGAUCCAUAUUAAACACUAUACAUUUGUAUAGAAAAGUCAUUUUGAUCCAUAUUAAACACUAUACAUUUGUAUAGAAAAAUCAUUUUGAUCAAUAUUAAACACUAUACAUUUGUAUAGAAAAAUCAUUUUGAUCUAUAUUAAACACUAUACAUUUGUAUAGAAAAGUCAUUUUGAUCAAUAUUAAACGCUAUACAUUUGUAUAAACUACAAUUAAGUGACUAAAUAUGUAAAAAAAAAAUCAGAAAGGUGUUUGUGAACAUGGUUUAUUUUGAAAAAAUGUAAGUCCUUAUUUUAUUAGAUGUGUGUGAAUUCUUUGAAAUUUUAAUACUUUUAUGCAACUAUUGAUAAAUAAAUUUUAGUAAAACAUCAUGACAUAUAAUUCCCUUAAUAAAUUUCAGACUAUAUUGAUAUUGAUUAUAAUUCAUAACUAUCAUUUAGAUUCAUUGUUUCAUUAUGUUAUAAUUUCAUUUGGGGGUGGAGGGCGGUUGUGUGGUGUGCCCUUUUUAACAAAAUGAAACAACUAUGUUGUAUAUAAAUAUUGUGUAGCAUAAUGUAUCUAACGCAAAAAGUAUAUUUUUCCUGUAUCUUAAACAGAAUUUGUAGUAUGAAUUAUGCUAUAGUUUAAUGUUGCUUUUCAUAUUAUUGGUAUAGCCUGGUGCUAUGAUCAAAUGAAGGUAAAUUCUAUGAAUUCAAAAACAAAGUGCUGUCAACAGUUCCACAGAUUCUGCUUUUUGCUUUCUCUUAUGUAUGUGCUUAUAUAAUUGUGUAUAAUGUGGACUGUUUGUGGUUUAAUGCAGAAUGUUAUUUUGACAUGUUACUGUAUAUAUAGUAUAUGUGUUAAUUAGUUAAUUAGUAUUUUUGUAUAUUUUAUUUUAGAACAAUGGUGACCAAAAUUUUGUAUCAGCUUACUUUAAUAUCGUUGAAGUUUGACCUGUGUGAACUGUUAAUGCAGCAAAUGGAAUUUUUCUUAUAAAUGAGCAAAUGUUCAGAUGUUCAUGAUCUGAUUCAAGAAUUUUCUCCAUUUUCGGAUUAGUUUCCCAGAAGUUCUAUCUGUUAUAUUAACAAAUCCGUCGACAAGACAGAAAGUGCCAUGCUUACAAUGUUCACACUAUAGAUAAUGUAUAUUCACAUCUAGAUCUACUUCUUUUCCAUAAGGCAUUACUGCUUUGGGAUUGAUACACUGACUUGAGUUAAAUAGAAAACAAACACAGUUUUAAUCUGUACCUUUGAUUUCUUGUCCAUCAGCUGGAGAUCGUUAGUAUCAUCAAUAUCAGGUCCUUAAUCCUCUUCUGUGAUGGCAAGUGAACAAUUGCCAUAACGUUAGAUACAGCACAAAUAAUAUUAAACACAUAAACACCAAUAAACACAUCUUCUAUACCAAGAUUGGAUUGGUCAAUACAAAGCAUAGCAUCGGGGCUUUAAAUCAUUUUUUUGCUACCUUGACGUCAUGCAGAUUUUUUACAAAAGAUUUAAGUUUGAAUACAAUUAACCUCAUAGCAUCACAUUUCAAAUGAAACUGCAAUAUGAUUUUUUUUUCAAUUAAAAACAAUCCUCUGCCUGGUUCAUUACAUUAACAUGUUUUAGCAGAUUGUUGCAGUCACAGAUAUGCUGACUUUAAUUCCGAUCAUGGUCAGGCAUACGCAAUUUGGUUUGUUGAGCUUGAUCAUCGAUUAUAUAAAAACGUUUCAAGGUCAAAUAGGAUGUGAUAUUUUGUGUUAACCAGACAGUUUAUCAAUUUUUGACUUAUGUUCUUGAUAACUACAUUGAACAAUCUUGCAAGUUAAUCAAAUACCUUUUGCAUAAAGAGAAUGUACCAUCAUACAAGGCUUGUAUAUUGUAUAUUUUCACUUCUUUAUAUACAUGUAUUGUGCAAGGAGUCAAUUAAUUUCAUUCAUUAACUGCUUUCCCUUUUUCAUUUUAAGUCAGCAUUACACAAAUAUAAGUGCAAUAUUUCAGUAAAACUUCUACUUUACAUUAUAUAUUAUUGAGUAUUUAUAAGUUCAUUGCAUGUAAUAAAAAACUAACUUAAAUCAAAAUUCGUGUUUUAACUACAGAAGGCACACUUUAAUUAAGGUAUAUUUAUGCAUGUGUACUUGUUUACAUUAUGUAUUUUAAAGUCAAUACCUUCUUGGACGUAAUCACACGUCUACAAUAAUUAUUUGAUCUAAAAUCAAAGACUUAAGUGUUUUUCAUGCCGUUAUAUCAAUUCAUGUGUUACAUUUAUAUGGUUUGUUUCAUGUCAUUAUUUUCAGUUGUUAUAUUUGUAACAACUACUACUACUCUCAUGUGCUUUUCUGUUUUUAUAAAUGCUACAAAACAUAUUCCAAUACACGUAUAACAACUUUGUUGUUGUGAUUUUAAUGUAAUAAAUUUAGCAUCAAUAUGAACGAAUUCAUUUUGAGUAUCUUGUUUAUAAGGGUUUUUGUUUUGUCAUACCCAUUUGCAGCAAAAUAAAGCCCUUUUGUAAUGAUUGCUUUAGCAAUAUCUGUGUGCGUGUCAUUUGGCACAAAUCCAAAAUUUCACCCUAAAAAUUUGAAUACGUUUGUCAAUUUUAUUGUCACCCUUAACAACUAAUCUCAACAAAUCGAGAUAAGCUUACUAUUUAUCAUGUAUUUUUUACGCAUAGUAUAUGUAUUUUGUACUACAAACCAGUUUACCAUUGCAUGCAAGAUAAUUAUUUUGCAUACUAAUCUAUGUACAGCCCUUGUUAUAGAAAUGUUUAAAUCGUCAGAUUGUUAUGUUUGUAACAGAAGCUUUACGCAACAUUUUCACUUUGUUAGUUGAACAUAGAAAUCUAUUUUAUAUCAAAGCAUUUAUACUUGUUGCUUUUACUUAUACAUGGGAAUAUGUUUAGCUGCCAGAAUAAAUUACACUAACUUUGAUAAAA
This is a messenger RNA of Dreissena polymorpha, 6451 nucleotides long. Its product is annotated as tyrosine-protein kinase HTK16-like. The record is from RefSeq and is a predicted model, not a curated record. Gene Ontology annotation, cellular component: extrinsic component of cytoplasmic side of plasma membrane. NCBI's taxonomy places the organism in Eukaryota, Metazoa, Mollusca, Bivalvia, Myida, Dreissenidae. The transcript is spliced from 18 exons. The coding region runs from base 80 to 2545 and encodes 821 amino acids. Gene Ontology annotation, molecular function: signaling receptor binding; ATP binding; non-membrane spanning protein tyrosine kinase activity. Gene Ontology annotation, biological process: innate immune response; protein phosphorylation; cell differentiation.